AUGAGAGAUCCUCUUCCAGUUGAGAGGAGAGGAAGUGCAAGAGAGGAGAGAUGGUCUCCGGUUCAUGGAUCUGCGCUGAAAGAGUCUGUUGAACGGCCAGAAGGUUGCAAUAAACUGCCUUUCCGGUGGUCUGUUGCGCUAGAAGAUGAAGUACUUGAGAAUGAUCCCUCACAAAAGACUAAGGGCGGAGAAGCUGCUCUUGCACGGUUGAAGGUGCUGAGGCUUCAGGUUGGGCAAUAUUGCCUGUUGAGCAAACUCUCAUCAGAAGUUGGAUGGAACAAUUAUGAGAUUAUCAGGGUAACAUCCUUUUUUCUUUUACUUCUCUUACAUUUGUAAUAAAACGUUUUAUAGGAAUUUGUUGAGAUGAGAUACAGAAAUUGGUGUUUCUAAUUCCUGGUCACUGUCUCGAAUGUACUUAGCAAUGUCCAAAUAAGUUUGCAUUUGAAGAUUCUUUUACUGGCUAUGUCAUUCUUGUUGCUAUUUGUACGAACUUGUUUGAUCUUUAAGAUGCAUUGGUUUUUAUAUAAUAUUUAUGAUAUACAUUAG
Messenger RNA from Striga asiatica, 546 nucleotides. Lineage: Eukaryota; Viridiplantae; Streptophyta; Magnoliopsida; Lamiales; Orobanchaceae. The record is from the annotation of a GenBank genome assembly.